AUGAUCGGCGCGGGAGUAGCAGUUCUCACUGUCGUCGCUCCUACUUCUGCCGCUGCUAUAAUCUCAGAGGAAAAGGGGUCGGGUGUGGCGUCGACCGUUGCGAUGGAGUCGGCGGUUGGGGAGAUGGCGACGAGGGCAAGGCCAGAAGUAUGUCGAUCCCUAGCUUGCCCGCCGGUCGAUCCGUCGCCAAGGAAGAAGGAGACGAAGGUGAAGAGCUCGGCACCAGAGAUGGUGAAGAAGUCGACGGCGGAUGCGCGAUGGCCUCCGUGCCGCCGGGAGAGAUGCUUGCAGAAGGAAAGAGAGCUGACGUACAUGGAGUGGAAGAAUGGCGACGGUUUUCUUUCAUCUGGAACCCUAGACCGCACCAUCCAGCAGGCCUAA
Molecule: messenger RNA, 381 nt
Organism: Linum trigynum
Lineage: Eukaryota; Viridiplantae; Streptophyta; Magnoliopsida; Malpighiales; Linaceae
Source: the annotation of a GenBank genome assembly